This is a messenger RNA of Penicillium daleae, 2814 nucleotides long. RefSeq lists its product as uncharacterized. The coding region runs from base 1 to 2814 and encodes 937 amino acids. Gene Ontology annotation, biological process: GPI anchor biosynthetic process; fungal-type cell wall organization. Gene Ontology annotation, cellular component: endoplasmic reticulum. The transcript is spliced from 7 exons. The record is from RefSeq and is a predicted model, not a curated record. NCBI's taxonomy places the organism in Eukaryota, Fungi, Ascomycota, Eurotiomycetes, Eurotiales, Aspergillaceae.
AUGGCCCCCAGAUUCAAGGACGGUGAUGCCGUGGUCGCCAUCAACGGAAAAUGGAUUUCAUGGACUCACACUUUCUUCGCGUAUGCCGCCUUUUUCAGCGCGCUGAUAGUUGGCUGCGCGUUGCAUUAUCACAAGAUCGUUCAGAAUGAACACUACGGCUACCCCGACGAAUGGUUUCCCUCGGUCUCCGCGACGAUUGGUGAUCGCUAUCCCGAACGCUCGUUCUUCCAGGUUUUCAUCGCCAUCACCUCCGGUCCUCGCUUCGCCCUCGUUUUCCUGUGGUACGUGCUUACCGCGCGUCCGAACUCGUCUCUUCCUAAGAUUGUCGCUGGUGUGGGUGUCUUCCGCACCUUGACCUGUGGUGGAUGGACCUAUGUCACCUCCACUGAUGAUCAUGACUGGCAUGAUAUCUUCAUGAUCUCGUACCUUGUUGCGACUCUGCCGUGGACGCUGGGCUGCCUUGCUCUCAGCCCCAAUAACCGUCGGGCCGUCAAAUACCGCAAGAUCGUAGCAAGCCUUUUCUUCGGAACCUUGGUUCCAUUGAUCUACUAUUUCAUUCAACACAAGGUCCACAAGGUGGCUGGAGCAUACACCCGCUACGCCUUCUUCGAGUGGUCCCUGAUUUUGUUCGACGUGGGUUUCGAUGCCAUUACCGUGCUCGACUUUGAAGGAUUCGAAAUUGUGGUUCGGGAUAUCAAGGGUAUCAGCAGAGGGAAGGGCAAGACCGUGGGCAACACUUUUGGUGAGGGCUUUUUCUGGACCGAGGUCGUUGAUGCUGCCGCGGAUGUUUACAAUGGGUUCGUCUUCUGGACUAUUGUGACUGGUCUUCCUGUGCUUGUGUGGUACUUCCCUCUCUGGCACAUGGGUAUCUCGGGCUACGAGGUUGCCAUUGUUGCUGUCGUUUCGCCUUUCUUCUUCGCCAUUUCGUCUCUGCGGCAGCUCGCCGUCAGAAACUUGCGUCUCCUCCAUCUGAUUUCGCUGUCCGGUCUUCUGGCCUACAAGUUCCAGAACCCUGCUCACCGUCUGUUCGUGACUACUUUUUCUCUCGCGGUUACCUGUGCGGCAUGGACUGCUACCUUCUUUGCCGAGCGGGCUAACACGCCUCGCUUGGAGACCCGCAUCAUGGCUUGGGGCAUUGGCCUGAUCAUGUCCGUCAUUGCCAAGUUCGCUUGCUCCACCAACAAUCCCCUCUGGCCCGUCAUGCAUGUCGAGAAUGGUGGUUGGAACAAGAUUGGUCUUUUCCUUGCCAUCUUUGCUGUUCUGCGCUCGCAGCGCCCCUCGACUACCAGCGGUGGUGACUACCUACCCGCUGGUGGCAAGAAGGGCUCUGCUCUCCUCGCCGGUCUUGGCUUUGGAGGUCUUUUGUUCGCGAUCGUCUCGCUUCUGACUGACUCCAGUACCAUGAUUUCCUGGGUUUGGGAGGGAUAUCCCGUUCGUGGACCCAUCGCCGUGCCGCACGGCGCCGUCACCAUCUUCGUUAUGGGCGCUGGCCUUGUCUAUGGUAUCUUCAACCCUGCGAUAGCGGGUACCUGGACGGCCUUUGGACUUGGCUCCGUUGGUGCGGCUCUCCUGACUUAUUACCACCACUGGACUGGCUUCUACGGUGCCUUGGCCUUUGCUUUCUACAUCAUGGCUGUGUCUCCGGUUCUCAUCACUUCUUGUGUUCGGCACGGUGCUGCCAGCACAUUCGGAGUUGGUUUCCUCUUUUACGUCUUCCUCCUGCUCUUCCACGUCUGGGUUGUUGCCUAUGCCUUCGUCCCUGGUGGUCCUCUCGUGCGUGAGCGCACUGACUGGCUGAUGAUGACUACUAUGCUCGCUAUCGGUGCUGGUGUUUUCUCCGCUGCGACUACCAACUCCGCUCGCUCCUCUCGUAAGAAGCCUAUUAGCCCUAACAGCAAACGCCAGCGUUCGUACUACGUUUACGUCCUGGCAGCGCUGCAGCUGCUCUCCGUCUCUGUGGCUUACCUGCGCUUCCCCACGAACGACUACGUCCCCCACCACAAGGAAGACAAGGUUGUGACCGCCGGUAUCUGGACCGUCCACUUCGGUCUCGAUAACAACAUGUGGGCUUCUGAGCGCCGCAUGCGAGAUGUGCUGGGCGAGCUCGAGCUCGAUGUGAUUGGUUUCCUUGAGUCCGACAACCAGCGCAUCAUCAUGGGUAACAAGGAUGUCACUCAGUACAUUGCAGAGGACCUCGGCUACUAUGUUGACUUUGGCCCUGGCCCCAACAAGCACACCUGGGGCUCUGCCUUGCUGUCCAAGUUCCCCAUUGUCAACUCCACCCACCACCUUCUCCCCUCACCCGUCGGUGAGCUGGCUCCUGCCAUCCAUGCCACUCUUGACAUGUAUGGCGAGAUGAUCGACGUCGUCGUCUUCCACUCCGGUCAGGAAGAGGACCCCGAGGAUCGUCGUCUGCAGACUGAGUACCUGUCCAAGCUAAUGGGCUCGUCUCCUCGCCCCCUGAUCCUGUUGAGUUAUCUGGUCACCAAGCCGCUCGAGGGUAACUACAACACCUAUGUCAGCGACUUGAGCGGUAUGAAGGAUAUCGAUCCCACUGACUGGGACCGUUGGUGCGAGUACAUCCUCUACAAGAAGUUGAAGCGUACUGGUUACGCCCGUAUCAGCCGUGACACCAUCACCGACACUGAGAUUCAGGUCGGAAAAUUCGUCAUUGGUGAGCCCGAGUCCGAGGAGGAAGUUCGUAUCCCAGAGGAGCUUGUCCCCGUUGGCCGGCGCUUCCCUGCGCUCUUCCGCGGCGAGGGUGUUCGUGGCCACCGCUACCACGUCUUCGAUGAGCCAAGGUAUUGGCAGUAA